UCCAAAAAAGGAAAAUCAAGGUAACGGAGCCAAGGUCCGCUUUUUAAACCCUCCGCCUUAAAAUCCCAAAGAAGUUCGAACCACUCUCAUUCCCCGCCGCUAGGGCCUUCCUGUAAACAACAAUGGACACAGAUAAAGCUCAAAGUGGGCUUCCAUUUCAGCUCCAGUUCGACAAGCCUCUCCCCUCCCAGAUUAAAAUAGCGGAAUGGAACCCAGAAAAGGAUUUGCUCGCCAUGGUCACAGAAGACUCUAAGAUUGUCCUCCAUCGUUUCAAUUGGCAGCGGUUGUGGAUUGUCUCUCCAGGGAAAUGCAUAACAUCCUUAUGCUGGCGUCCUGAUGGUAAAGCUAUAGCUGUGGGGCUUGAAGAUGGGACCAUUUCGUUGCAUGAUGUUGAAAAUGGAAAAUUGUUGAGAAGCAUAAAGUCCCAUACUGUUGCUGUUGUUUGUCUUAAUUGGGAGGAAGAUGGAACAAAGAAUGAUGAUCGUGGUGGCCUCUCAACUUAUGAAGACCGCACUUCCCGUUUCUUUCCUCCUGCGCCAAGGGUUCCUCGGACGCCUGGAGUUGUUUCUGGAGAUACUGGUUUUAUGGAUGAAACAGAAGAUUCAUUUCGGGAGCUAUCAAAUUCUUCACAUCAACGAUUUAACAUCUUAUGUAGUGGGGACAAAGAUGGAAGCAUCUGCUUUAGUAUAUUUGGCAUAUUUCCCAUAGGAAAAGUUAAUAUACACAGGUUUUCUCUUUCUAAUCAACCAAUGGACAACUGCAUGCAUUGUCGGCUUCUGAAUGCCUCGAUUUGCAAGGUGGCUUUGGCAAAAGAUCUUUGUCAUUUGAUGGUCAUUUGCUCUGGGGAGCUUUUGGAAGACGGUGUUGGACCAAGCAACAGUCCUAUAUCUGGACGUGAUUUAGCUGGUUUGCAUUGCUUAGUGCUUGAUACUUCAAUAUUUUGGAAGAGGAAGAAUGAGCUUCACCAGGUUGCUCAACAGGCUUCCAAUAUUGAGGAUUUAACUGAAGUCAUCCGGGCAUCACUAUCAGUCAUGUGUAAGCUGUGGUCUGAUGCCAUGCAUACAUUUCAUGAGAAAUUCGAUUCUCUUUCUACUCUGAUUAUUGACCACGGACUGGAUUCGACUCCCCAGGAGGAGUUUCUGAGCCUUUUAGGUGGUGCUCGAACAAGUCCACCAGUUCAUCAAUUUCUAGUCAAUUCUCUUGGUGAAGCGGGUCUCAAGCGUGUAGGGAAGGUAGUUUGUGGUGCCGGAAAAGAGCUUCAGCUUAUUGUCCUUGAUCAUCUGCAGCCGGCUGUAGAAAUUAUUGGAUUCAGAAUAGGAGAACUGAGAGGCCUUUCAAAAUGGCGAGCACGUUUUCAGGGAAUUGGGUUGGAUGAGACGUUAACGAGUAACGCAACUGAAAAAGCUGGUAUAUUGCUCAUUCAAGUUGAACGAUUCAUGAGGGUUCUAUCCUCUGUGGUGCAGCAGUUUUCAAAUUUCUUCAGCUGGCUUCUAAAGUGUGUAAAGAUACUAAUGUCAGAGCCAAGUGAUCAGCUUCCACCAUUCAGUAGCGAACUUGUGAUUAUGUUCUUGAAGUUUCUGUAUGAUCAAGAUCCUGUCAGGCAGUUCCUCGAACUAUCUGAAGUUGAUCAAAAUAUAGAAAUUGAUGUCGAAACUAUGAAAAGACUGAAACAAUUAGUUACAUUUGGGGGAUUUUCGGACACAGGGUACUUACAAAGGACGCUAGCUAAAGAAUUUCAGCAAAUGGAAUAUUGUUUCAAGGAGGCUUUCCAGGUUCCCUUCACUACAAUUUCCAAGAAGAUAAUUGUUGAGGAUUUUCUGCCACUGUUUCCUAUUGCAUCUUCACCAAAAUCUGCGUCCUCAAGUUUUCCUACGUCAAUAUCAUACUAUCAAGAGGCUUCUGAGGCUGUUACAUCUUCUCAAACACUUGAACCAAGGCUUGUCGACUACAUCUCAUUCAGAAUUCCAGAUGAGUCGAUCUCGAAUGUCAGAAACUGCUUAGGCAUCGUGAGGGGAUUUAUGCACGAGUUAAGCAAUGUAAAGAAGGGAAAUCCCUCCCUGGAAGCUGCCUUGUUAUGCGUUCCUGAUGGCUACCACUGUGUGGAUCUCUGCCUAUAUAAAGAAACCCAAAUUGUUCUAUUGUUCAACGAAUCAACUAACAGUUCCGAAAGCCCCGGAAACUCUUGUAUGAUGAUUGUACAAGCCAGUGACCUUCCCUUUGUAUCGAUUUCAAGAUCCACUCCAAACCACUGGAAUCUGCACGAAUUGAAGGAUUCUGUCAUGUACCUGCAAAUGGAGAAUGAGAAGGUUCGGAGCAUCCCACACGAUGUGAUUGCUCCCUUGGCAGUCAGUGCAUCCAGGGGGGUGGCUUGUGUUUUUGCUGCAAGAAAGCGAGCCUUGGUCUAUAUUUUGGAGGAAGACGAAGAUGAAGCAUCAGAUGAGGAGUGACUGCGUUAAUCUUUUCUUUUUUCCUUUUCUUUUUUUGUCUUAAUUAGAAGCAAUUUCUGUUUCUUUUUUUUAUUUUAAUAUAUUGUUCUAUUUGUGUGAGUAAUUUAUGUAGUAGAUAAUUAUGUUGUAUAAUAGAAUUUUCCAAAUUUGUCUUUUACGUCGUUGGGUACGGUAAGGAAUAUGAUGCUUGAGUUUGAGUCCUUGUUCGUUUUGUGAAACCUUUUGGCACAGUCUCUAAUAAAUUUUCUUUAUCUA
Molecule: messenger RNA, 2702 nt
Organism: Rhododendron vialii
Lineage: Eukaryota; Viridiplantae; Streptophyta; Magnoliopsida; Ericales; Ericaceae
Product: anaphase-promoting complex subunit 4
Exons: 19
Coding region: 123-2447 (774 amino acids)
Biological process (GO): anaphase-promoting complex-dependent catabolic process; positive regulation of mitotic metaphase/anaphase transition; protein K11-linked ubiquitination
Cellular component (GO): anaphase-promoting complex; nuclear periphery
Molecular function (GO): protein binding
Source: RefSeq, a predicted model, not a curated record